UAGUGGUGCAACUGCAGAAGAGCUCAUUAAAGAACACAAUAUGGGUAUUUCUGCUAACUUGUCCACAAAGUCCUCUUGGUUCUGGAUGCAGAGGCUUUCCACGCAUUCCACUGCUGCCUGUCAUAGUCUGCAAUACUAGAGUGGAGGUGCUGCUUCUCAUUGGCUCGGAGCGAGGCCAAACCAGGGGCUUCAUCCAAUAAGCAACCGAGAGCCCUACCGUCCAUGAAAGGAGUCAAAGGAGUGUCACAACACCCCACACUCCUAGGAUCAGCAGCUGCAGUGCAGAGGAGUGAUGAAUUCUUCCCUUAGCAGCACCAGAUACAAUCGAUAUUAAUGCUUACAAUCUUUUCUUGUAAGCAAUAAAUUAUGUUGACUGGAAUUGAAUUUCAGUUUUGUGCUAUCCUUAGUGUAAGUGUGGCCUCUGGCUACUUUGACAGGAGUUAAUUGGGCAGAAGAUUCUUUUGGGCACUGGAACAGGUACUAAACCUGGAAUUUAUUUUACUGGAAGACGACCGGACAACUGCAAUCAGCUUUAUAACUCUUGGCACUUCCUGAGCUGUUGGUAAGAGUAUUGUUGUUAGAAAGAAUUAAGCAAGAAGGUUGGAAGAGAAGCAGAGGACUAAUAAGCUCCAUGCAGUUCUCUGGAAUUCCGAUGAUACAGACGGGAACAAGAAUUUGGCAUCACCGCUGGGAUUUUUAAAAGCUUACCAGGGUAAGACAUUAUGAUACCUGGACUCGUGACUGGAUGUGGCUACUGAAUCAGGGCUGUUCUGAAGCCAGGAAGGUCACGGGCACCAAGAGGAGGAGGACAGCUGGGAAGAGGGUAAUCGGGCAUGAAGGAACAGCCAUAACCAGCGAACGACUACGUUUCAGCACCCAGUGACAGGAGAGAUUUCCGGUGAAAACAUUGACUUUAUGCUGCAAGAGAAUCCGAAUUCCUGCAUGUCCAAUCCGAAGUCCAAACAGAGGACCCCCAGCAUGGUGAGCGAGUCGUCCACAACCGUGACCUCAUCCACUGGGGACCCACCUUCUGUACCAAAGGCCUCCAAGUCUAGCGGGAAGGUGCACAGCUUUGGGAAGAGGGACCACGCCAUCAAGAGGAACCCCAAUGUGCCUGUGGUGGUGAGGGGAUGGCUCUACAAACAAGACAGCUCUGGGAUGAGACUGUGGAAACGAAAGUGGUUCGUGUUGUCUGACCACUGCUUGUUUUAUUACAAAGACAGCCGUGAGGAGGCCGUCCUGGGGAGCAUCCCCCUGCCCAGCUACAUCAUCACUCCAGUGGAGCCUGCCGACCACAUCAGCCGCAAGUACGCGUUCAAGGCCAGCCACACGGGCAUGCGAGCCUACAUUAAUAACAAGGAGGCCAUGGCAGGCUCCCGGACUGAGCAUGGCGGCAUGCGCACCUACUUCUUCAGCGCCGACACCCAAGAGGACAUGAACAGCUGGAUCCGGGCCAUGAAUCAGGCGGCUCUUCUGCAGGCCCCCAGCACUCAGAGGGAGUCUGAGAAACCGAAGCAGGCGGGACCUUUUGAGCGACAGGCAGCCCCACAAACCAAUCACGUCAAUAAUCACAGCAGGACCGCAUCUCAGCCGGAAGGCUUGCACCAAUCUGAGAGCACGGAGCCGCCCGACGGCAACUCCUUCAGCAUGGAGACGACUGAAGAGGCCAGCAAGGAGCGGGACCCCACUUUCCUGAAGGACACACCGGAGGGCCAGAGCCAGCUGCAGCCCCCCGCAGUCUCCAUAGAAACGGGAGGUCGGCCCCUGGAUACAGCAGUCCCCCAGGCACCACCCGCGCACAGCAGCCGCCUGUCCCCAAGCGUCCUGCGGCUCGAGCCCAACCCCAGCGGGACGUAUAUGAAGGGUGGGGCCGCCUGCUCCGAUGCGGAGAAGCAAGUGCAGAGGAAGAGCACGCUGGCCCAGGUGGAGCACUGGGUGAAGGUGCAGAAGGGAGACCCCAAGAGCCUCCAUGCCUCUGAUCACACGCUCCCACGGCGGACCCCCCCGGCACAGGCCAAGGCCCACGCGUUCCAGGCAUACCAGUCCUUACCGAAAAGCGCUCAGCCUUCCCCGGCCGGUGGAUCCUCCCCAGUGCAGCAUCACCUGCCCAGCGACUACAAGUAUGCCCAGGACCGACUGAGCCACCUGCGCAUGUCGACGGGGGAGCGGGCCGCCAACAGGGAGGGCACGGUGUGGCAGCUCUACGAGUGGCAGCAGCGACAGCACUUCCGGCAUGGCAGCCCUACGGCGCCCAAUUACAGUGUCUCCCCCGACUAUGGCGAGCCCGCCCCCUACAGGGCGGCCCUGGACGUGCCCCGCUCCAUCUCGGUGCCCCCAUCCCCCUGCGACAUCCCACCACCGGGGCCCCCCCCAAAAGCCCUGUCACCCCGGAGACCACACACGCCAGCCGAGCGGGUCACUGUCAGGCCACUGGACGAGAGGUCGGUGGUGAGGGUCCCGCCCUCCAGCUCACCGCAGGAGAUGCAGCGCUCCAAGAACAGCAGGUUGACCCCAACACACAGAAAGUCAAUACCACCCAUGGGCUACAUGACGCAUACAGUCAGCGCACCUAGUUUGUACGGGAAAACGCUGGAGGAGCUGACCCUGCUCCUCGUCCAGCUAAGGAGGCACCAGGCUAAGAUGGCCGACGUGUGCAGAGACGCGCUAGCCCUUCCGCACUCGUCCAGUGGCCCCUAUGCCCUGGCUGACGAUACUUACAUGCAGCUGAAGUCGGACCUGGAGUAUCUAGAUCUGAAGGUAGCCGGGCGUGAAGCACUCAAAGACAAGGUGGCUAAACCCGUCAAAAUAGCUGAGAGCGAUGUUGAUGUGAAGUUAAGCAGACUCUGCGAGCAGGAUAAGAUACUACAAGAGCUGGAGGCACGGAUCCGCAUGCUGAAGGAGGACAAGGACAAGCUGGAGUCGGUGCUGGAUAUAUCCCACCAGCAAAUGGAGCAAUACCGCGACCAGCCGCCCCAUGCUGAGAAAAUUGCCUACCAGCAGAGGCUACUGCAGGAAGACCUGGUUCACAUCCGGGCUGAGAUCUCCCGAGUGUCCACGGAGAUGGAGAAUGCCUGGAAUGAGUACAGUCGACUAGAAAUAGAUCUGCACCAUCUGAGGGAGUCGCUGAUGGCUCAGCUGAGGCGCACAAUCCUAUCUCAGCAGGAGAAAACUGAGAUGAAGAAGGAGCUGUGGAGAAUUGAGGAUGUCAUGGCGGGCCUAAGCUCCAGUAAGGCCAACUACAAAGUCACCAUAGACUCCGUGAAGAACCCCGAAAGGAAACUCGUGCCUUCGAUAUCGCUGCCCUCAGUGCCUUCUCUGUCCUUGAGUGAGCCUGCGAGCCAAUCAAAAACCCCCCAGAGGAGCCCCCAGAGGAGCCCUCAGAGAAGUCCCCACCUCAGCCCCGUGCAGAUGGAGCUAUUUCAACCGCCUACGCAGUCCCCUCUCUUGUCCCCUCUCUUGUCCCCUGUCUUGUUACCUCAGGACCAGGGACCCCACCUACCUGAGCUGGAUGAGGAUGACGCCCCUCCCAGGCCGCCCCUCCCCCAGAUCUACAGACCUGACGAGAUGCCCCCUGCCGUGCCCCCCCUGCCCAAGGAGACCACAGCCAUCAAACCCAUGUCCGUCCGUGGCCUCAAGCGCCAGUCCGAUGAGAGGAAGCGCGACAGAGAGUUCGGCCAGGUCAUCAACGGAGACUACAAGGUGGAGUUGAGACCCUACCAGAGCGAGCCAGAGCUGUUUGGUCCUGGGCAGGCGAGUGCUGCGAUGCCAGGGACUGGAAACGGCUACCAGACAUUGCCCAGCAGGGGCCUGGCUGGCUCCACAUCCAGGCUGAACCAAUCCACCAACAUCUCAUCGUAUGUUACACUCCGAAGGGGAAUCUCAGCGUGCAGCCUCAAGGAGAGACCGAGGAGCGCGCUGGAGAGACUGUACUCGGGGGAGCAGCAGGGGGGUCGCAUGAGCGCCGAAGAGCAGUUGGAGCGCAUGAAGCGGCACCAGAAGGCGCUGGUCCGGGAGCGUAAGCGGAACCUCAGCCAGGGGGAGCGCUCGGCUGCCUCCUCCACCUCCUCCCGGGCCUCGGCCCCUGCCUCACGGCCCCCCUCCACAGACCAGGGCUCAACACUUGAGAUUUUCAGACACCUAGUGGGAAGAUACAUCCUCUACCUGCUCUUUCUGCAACACCGAGCUCCACAGUCUGACUUUCAGGCCCCAAGAGAAGGAGGCCAACAGUGUGAAGGAUUUGCCAGUUCCUUGGCCCGCUCACUCCACUGUAUGACGACGGAUGGGCUGGUCGACCCCCUCCCUGAACACCACAAUCCGGCCGCUCAGUGGAAGCGAGAGCAAGACUUCGACCUGCAGCUCCUGGAGCGCACUGUCCAAAGAGAUGAGCUCCCCCGCCCCCAUUCCGACGAGUGGCUGACCGCCGUCGCCAUGCCGAUGAGAGGGCGGGACCUGGAGGACCUGGAUGACAGCCUAGACCUCCACCAUCAGCUCUCCCUGCCCCUGAAGCUGCCAGUCCCCCAGCACUACAUGGACCCCGAGCAGGACGAGCAGCUCACCCAGGAAGACAGAGAGACGCGGCACCGUAAGGCACAGCGCAUCAAGACCGUCCUAGGCCUGUCCAGUGUCCAGAUCAUGCUGUCUGGCGAGCCAGACAGGACGCCCAUGCCGGGUACUGAGGCCGCCCCGCAGGAGCACACGAUGGCUGUGACCUACGUGCUGCCGUCUGAGGCACUGCAGAAGGGCAGGCAGGCAGCAGCGAAAGCAGUUGCUCAGCACUGAGAUGCUCUUAAACAGUGAGCAGCUGCAGCCGGACACCAGACGCAUGGAAAGAGGAGCAUUUUAAAGAACCUUGGCAUUAUAAACUGAUAUGUGGUUCUUUCAUUGCACAGCAUUAUGCGAUAGCUGCAGGAUUCAUUUUUAUGAUCUUUUUACUGGUAUUAAAACUCAACUAUUUUUAAAAAGCAAACAAAACUCUUGCCUGUGAGACCGCUGUGAAUAUAUUAGCAGUGUAAAUGUCUAACAGUGAUAAUGUUGUAGAAUCAUAAUUUUAUACACAUGUACUGAUGCACUUUUAGCAUACAUUGUAUGAUGUGCAAACUGAGCAGUUAGAGUUUUAACCCCAAGAUGAGAAUAAUUUGCUGUGUUUUGCAGUGUGCUCUUAAUUUUAAGGGAAUUUUUUUGGACAAAAAGAUUUGCAUCAAAUGUGAAUUGUAUUUUUGUGAAAAGAAAAAAAAUAUAUGUUCUUACAUCAGAUUGCUGAAGAUAUUAUUUUUGUGUAACCCAAUACCCAGCUAAAGCUUCAUGCAAAUUUUUGCCAAUUGAAAUGUAUUUUUUUUGCGUGGGAGGAAAAAAGCUUAAUAUUUUCCGGGGAAAAAAUGAGCAGAAGAACAAACAUGUGAAAUGUAAUUUUUUAACAUAAAUAUUAAAGAUAUUAACCAGA
Messenger RNA from Brienomyrus brachyistius, 5440 nucleotides. Its product is annotated as pleckstrin homology domain-containing family A member 7-like. The transcript is spliced from 28 exons. The coding region runs from base 916 to 4779 and encodes 1287 amino acids. The record is from RefSeq and is a predicted model, not a curated record. Gene Ontology annotation, molecular function: protein binding. Lineage: Eukaryota; Metazoa; Chordata; Actinopteri; Osteoglossiformes; Mormyridae.